AUGGCUCAGUUACUUGCUCGCCAUAUCGCUAUGGCUCACCUAAAAGAAACAGAACAUAUGUUUUUUCACGGGUUUGAGAAUUACAUGAAAUAUGCCUUCCCGGAGGAUGAACUACGGCCGGUGUCCUGUCAGCCGUUGACACGGGAUCGGAAGAAUCCAGCACAUAUAGAGCUCAAUGAUGUCCUAGGGAAUUACUCUUUGACGCUUGUCGACAGCUUAUCCACGCUUGCGAUCCUAUCAUAUCCAAACUCGACCAAUCCAAAUGGCCGGAAGGCGUGGAGAUAUUUUCAAAAUGGAGUGAGGGAUCUAGUGGAAUUGUAUGGAGACGGAUCGGAUGGUCCCAGCGGGAUUGGGUCUCGAAGCAAAGGGUUCGAGGUAGAUAGCAAGGUCCAGGUGUUUGAAAGUGUGAUUCGGGGCCUGGGUGGACUCCUUAGUGCCCAUCUCUUUGCUGUGGGUGACCUCCCGAUACGUGGUUAUGAACCUCCCCCGGAGGAGACGGAGUUUGCAAAACUUUGGAAUAAACCUCCGGGCAGCGAGGGUGGGAUUGAAUGGGAGAAUGGGUUCGUAUAUGAUGGACAGUUGCUUAGACUUGCUAUGGAUCUAGGAACACGUCUCCUGCCUGCCUUCUAUACUCCAACGGGGAUUCCGUAUCCUCGUGUCAACUUACGCAAUGGGGUUCCUUUUCACCCCAAUUCUCCGUUAAACUCUAGGAUAUGGGAUGCAUAUGACAUUAAUGAAAAUUAUGAUGAAGAUACCCCUGUUGAAAUUACAGAAAACUGCAGCGCUGGCGCUGGAAGCCUGGUUUUGGAAUUUACUGUGCUCAGUCGAUUGACAGGGGACGGUAGAUACGAAGAAUUUGCUAAGAGGGCGUUCUGGAGUGUAUGGGAUAGAAGAAGCGAGCUCGGGCUUAUUGGAGCAGGAAUUAAUGCUGAGACUGGAGAAUGGACUCAGACUUAUACAGGGAUCGGCGCAGGUAUGGACAGUUUUUUCGAAUAUGCAUUGAAAUCCCAUAUCUUGUUGUCAGAAGGCUACCCCCCGGAGUUCAAUGCUACUGGACCGUUCCAUGAAUACGAUAACUACUUCCUGCCACUGCCAUAUCAGGCCCAUUCACCAGAUAGCUUUCUCAAAGUCUGGGAGGAAUCGUUUGAAGCGAUAAAAAACAACUUAUAUCGAGGGUCAAGCUACCAAUAUCCUCACUACAUUCAAGGUGACAUCGCUACUGGAGCAACCCGCGCACUUUGGAUGGAUAGCUUAAGUGCAUACUUCCCCGGUCUUCUCACUUUAGCGGGCAACGUUGAAGCGGCUGCUGAGAGCCACCUUCUUAACACUGCUCUCUGGACCCGUUUCUCAGCCCUUCCGGAACGCUGGAAUGUUGCAACAGGAGACAUCGAGGGUGGGCUUGAAUGGUGGGGUGGCCGCCCUGAGUUCAUCGAAUCCACGUAUUAUCUAUAUAGGGCAACCGAAGAUCCCUGGUAUCUUUAUGUUGGCGAGAUGGUUCUACGCGAUAUCAAAAGGAGAUGCUGGACGAAAUGCGGCUGGGCAGGCCUUCAGAAUGUGAGGAGAGGAGAUCAAAGUGACAGAAUGGAAAGCUUCUUCCUUGGAGAAACCUCCAAAUACUUAUAUCUCCUAUUCGAACCCUACCAUCCUUUGAACAAGAUCGACUCGCCAUAUGUCUACAGUACGGAGGGCCACCCACUUGUACUCCCAGCAAUGGCGAAACAGACUACUCCGCCCCGUCUACAGCAGGAACCAAAGGAACAUAGGAAUACCUCAGUAGGGACAUGUGGGCCGCCAGCAGUGCGAAAUCCCUUUGGUGUAUCCUCCACCGCUGCUCGGCCAGAUAUAUUCCAUGCAGCAAGCCUUGCACGUCUUCGUCUGACGCCUCCAAGGAAGCAGCCUGAAUCUCCUAUAGUUGAGUUUUCGGUUGAUGGCCCUAGUGUUACCCUGUCUGAUCUGGCUUCUCCGUCGAACUAUACUUAUUUCCCUUGGACUCUUCCUCCCUCACUAGUACCUCGAGAUGCUGUCAGUUCACCGAUGGCUGUGCGGCCGACUUUAGAUCUGACCUUUCCUCCUCUCUCCAGUACAGUUCAAGGACCCCCAAGCCUGGAACGCGUUGAAGGCGGGAUUCUAAUCAAGUCCUUUGGAGGCCUACGGCUGGGUAUGAUUCAGGAUGCUCCACUAUAUUCAGGCAAUAGUAUUUCCUCCAAGGAAGGAUUCCGUAUACAAGUUGUCAGCAAUAUACCCCUGGGCAAGAAUGAGAAAGUCUUCGUUUCGCGCGAAACCGCAAGUGCCUUGAGUCCAACCGAUCCGAACUUUACACAAACCCCUGAUACUAUCAUGAUGGACGUAAUCAUUGAUGUUAAACCGGACAUUGUCUACCGAAACAAUUCUUCCUCAUCUGCCGCUUCCCUUACUGACCAAGGCACAGUUAUCAGCGGCGGCCCGGUACUUGACGCUUCUACGGCCAAAGCCAAUGACCACGCAGAGAAACCUGAGAGCCAUAAAUCGGCUCUCUCUUCGCUUCUCAGCCACGUAACGGCUCUGAUACGUGACGAGCUUCAGCAUCUCCCGUCAGUAACACCUCCGAUAUUCCGCCGCCCAAUAGCCCGGUUCUCAAUACCAGCCAUUUCGUCCACUGGGAUAGGCUCAGCUCCAUUACCGGAAGAGGAAGAUGCAACAUUCACGCCUCCGUCACCCGGCUCCAAACACGCAACAACCCGCCUAACUUGGUCUAGUAUAUACCUAGCGGGCCACCUGUGUGAUAAACGCCUUCCGCCCUCUAUUCCCCGAACUCACCAGAUAAUAAUAGUGAAGCGAGGAGGCUGCACGUUUUCCGACAAGCUGAGGAACAUACCUUCCUUCCGCCCUACUCGUUCCUCGCUGCAACUUGUUGUUGUCGUCUCAUACCCACAGCCUGGAGACAAGCGGCGUCAGUCUACAGCAGACGACGAGUCAUCUCUGAUUCGACCCUUGCUCGAUGAAAUGCAGACCGUGGUUGGGGGCUUCCCUCGACCUCGUCCGAUAAGCAUGGUGAUGGUCGGAGGCGGAGACAAGACGUACGAAUAUUUCAGCCAUGCGUUGGGAGUAGGGAUCAGACGGAGAUAUGAGAUCCAAUCGCAAGGCAUACCAAUCAGCAAUCUAAUUGUUAUAUAG
Molecule: messenger RNA, 3153 nt
Organism: Nannizzia gypsea CBS 118893
Lineage: Eukaryota; Fungi; Ascomycota; Eurotiomycetes; Onygenales; Arthrodermataceae
Product: endoplasmic reticulum mannosyl-oligosaccharide 1,2-alpha-mannosidase
Exons: 4
Coding region: 1-3153 (1050 amino acids)
Biological process (GO): carbohydrate metabolic process; mannose trimming involved in glycoprotein ERAD pathway; endoplasmic reticulum mannose trimming
Cellular component (GO): endoplasmic reticulum; membrane
Molecular function (GO): mannosyl-oligosaccharide 1,2-alpha-mannosidase activity; calcium ion binding
Source: RefSeq, a predicted model, not a curated record